Penicillium atrosanguineum is the source of this 1473-nucleotide messenger RNA. RefSeq lists its product as uncharacterized. The record is from RefSeq and is a predicted model, not a curated record. Gene Ontology annotation, molecular function: aldehyde dehydrogenase (NAD+) activity. NCBI's taxonomy places the organism in Eukaryota, Fungi, Ascomycota, Eurotiomycetes, Eurotiales, Aspergillaceae. The coding region runs from base 1 to 1473 and encodes 490 amino acids. The transcript is spliced from 4 exons.
AUGGCUGAGACUCAUUUGAUGUGGCUGGCUGGUGAAGAGGUCACCGGAAAUGCGAAGCCAAUCCCUAUUGAGGAUCCUGCGACUGGGGAAACAUUUGCCCUGUGUAAUGCAGCAUCUUCAGAUGAUGUCAAGAAAGCAGUAGAAGCUGGCCAUGAAGCUUUCAAAUCAGGCAUCUGGUCUCGGGCGACUCGCCAUGAUCGCGCCGAUGUGCUUGAGAAAUCCGCGACCCUUCUCAAAGAAGCACUGUCACGUUUUAUACAUCUGGAAACGAGACAGACUGGUCGCGCUAUUCGCGAAAUGAACGCUCAGGUUCCAUCGCUAGUGAAAUGGUUCAAAUACUAUGCUUCAAUCUUACGCGUCGAGGAACGUUCCGUUCUCCCAACCACGGGCAAACUACACAACUUUGUCGACCGCCGACCAUUGGGCGUUGUGGUCCAGAUCACUCCAUUUAACCAUCCUUUGCUCAUCGCAGUAAAGAAGCUGGCCCCAGCCCUUGCCGCCGGCAAUAGUGUCAUUAUUAAACCCAGUGAAAUGACACCGUUGAGCACCCUUCUUCUGGCGAAGAUUCUCCAUGAAGCUGGACUCCCGGCUGGAGUUCUCAGUGUACUGCCUGGGCUUGGAGCCAUCACUGGAAAGGCUCUAGUCUCCCAUCCUCUGUACACAGCAGAGCUCGGCGGGAAGGCACCACUCGUCGUCUUCGAAAAGGCCAAUAUAGAUGCAGCAGUUAAUGGGAUCGCUUUUGGAAGCUAUAUCGCAAGUGGACAAACCUGCGUCGCCAGCACGAGAAUCAUUGUGCAGAACUCCAUCAUGUUUGAAGUCAUCGAGAAGUUGAAGGCAAAGGUUCAGGGCAUAACGAGUCGAAUGGGAUCUCCAAAAAACCCGGAGUCCAUGAUGGGAUCUAUUAUCUCCGAGCGACAACUGAAGAAUGUGGAAAACUUGGUCAACGAGGCACUGGAGACUGGGCAUGCGGUCACCCUCACCGGCGCGAAACGAAUGACCGGCAUGAGUCCACUGGAUGGAUUUGACUUUUCCAAAGGAUCAUUUUAUGAGCCCACUGUGCUCCUCUCACAAGACAAAAGUAUUCUAAAUGCCUCGAUUUGGCACGAGGAGGCAUUUGGACCUGUGAUCGUUGUAAUUGGUUUUGAUAACGAAGAAGAAGCCAUAGGGCUAGCCAAUGACUCCGAAUUUGGGCUUGGGGCCGGGAUCUGGACGCAAGACCUUUCACAAGCUUUCCGAGUCUCUGAGCGGAUUGAUGCCGGAAUUGUGUGGGUGAACACACACCACCGAAAUGACCCGAGUAGCCCCUGGGGUGGAGCCAAAUCCUCCAGCGGCGUGGGAAGUGAGAAUGGAAUGGAUGCAUACAAUGCCUAUACGACUACCAAAAGCACGAUUAUCAACUUCGCAACUGCGGAGGAGGCCUUGGAGAAGGAGGACUGGUUUGGAGAUGAUUCGAAGAACGUCAGAUAUGGUUGA